Messenger RNA from Phymastichus coffea, 1471 nucleotides. It is a transcript of the gene Rpt3, whose product is annotated as 26S proteasome regulatory subunit 6B. Gene Ontology annotation, molecular function: ATP hydrolysis activity; proteasome-activating activity; ATP binding. Lineage: Eukaryota; Metazoa; Arthropoda; Insecta; Hymenoptera; Eulophidae. The transcript is spliced from 6 exons. The record is from RefSeq and is a predicted model, not a curated record. Gene Ontology annotation, cellular component: proteasome regulatory particle, base subcomplex. Gene Ontology annotation, biological process: proteasome-mediated ubiquitin-dependent protein catabolic process. The coding region runs from base 109 to 1359 and encodes 416 amino acids.
UGACGAAAACACUCGCAGAAAAGUUCAAGUCAUCCGUGAUUCGUCAUUUGGAUUUAGUUAUAAAUCUUUUGGGGACGCGUAAGUUGUUUACCCGAUUUCAAUUGAAAAAUGGAUGAUGUAGCUGUUAUUCUACCAGAAAAGGAAAUGUGUGAAAUUGAUACAAAACCAGUGGUGGGUCAUGGCUCUAGUAUUGGCUUAGAUGAGUUGGAUGCAGAAGAUCUUUAUACAAAAUACAAAAAACUACAACGAAUGCUAGAGUUCUUGGAAGUUCAAGAAGAAUAUAUCAAAGACGAACAAAGGAAUCUAAAAAAAGAAUAUUUACAUGCUCAAGAGGAAGUAAAGCGUAUACAAAGUGUACCACUGGUUAUUGGUCAAUUUUUAGAAGCAGUUGAUCAGAAUACUGGAAUUGUAGGCUCAACAACAGGAUCAAAUUAUUAUGUUCGUAUUUUGUCGACUAUUGAUCGUGAGUUGCUGAAACCUUCUGCCAGUGUCGCUCUUCACAAACACAGUAAUGCUCUUGUAGAUGUUUUACCACCAGAAGCUGAUUCUAGCAUUUCUAUGCUUCAAGCAGAUGAAAAGCCAGAUAUUUCAUACAGUGACAUUGGAGGUAUGGAUAUGCAAAAACAAGAAAUUAGAGAAGCAGUUGAAUUACCUUUGACUCAUUUUGAGCUUUACAAACAAAUUGGGAUUGACCCUCCUAGAGGUGUAUUGAUGUAUGGUCCACCAGGAUGUGGAAAAACUAUGCUUGCGAAAGCUGUUGCAAGACAUACCACUGCUGCUUUCAUUCGUGUUGUGGGUUCUGAAUUUGUGCAAAAGUAUCUUGGAGAAGGUCCUAGAAUGGUUCGUGAUGUGUUCCGUCUAGCAAAAGAAAAUUCUCCAGCCAUUAUUUUUGUUGAUGAGAUUGAUGCUAUAGCUACAAAACGUUUUGAUGCCCAAACUGGAGCUGAUCGUGAAGUGCAACGUAUUCUACUGGAAUUGUUGAAUCAAAUGGAUGGUUUUGAUCAGACUACCAAUGUAAAAGUUAUUAUGGCAACUAACAGAGCUGACACUCUUGAUCCUGCGCUGUUACGUCCAGGAAGAUUAGAUCGUAAAAUUGAAUUCCCAUUGCCAGAUCGUCGACAGAAACGACUUAUUUUCUCGACGAUCACUACUAAAAUGAAUUUGAGUGAAGAGGUUGAUCUUGAGGAUUACGUUGCUAGACCAGAUCGAAUCUCUGGUGCUGAUAUUAAUGCUAUUUGUCAAGAAGCUGGAAUGCAUGCUGUUCGCGAAAAUCGUUACAUUGUUCUUGCUAAAGACUUUGAAAAGGGUUACAAGAAUAACAUCAAGAAAGAUGAAUCUGAACAUGAGUUUUAUAAAUAAUUCAUCGAGAUUUAUAUUUGUAACUUUAUGUGAAAUACUAAAAUAUUUCUUUUUUUAUUUUAAUUGGAACUUAUUUACAAUUUAUAUUAAAUAUAGAAAUAAAAAAUUAUUA